AUGGAAGAUAGAGCUGGUGAGCAAGAGCAGGAGAGACACAGCCUUCGUCUGGAAAAGCUACAACACUGGGCGAGGCACAGGCAGAGUGGGCACCUCUUGGUGCUAGCGGUGAGCCAGCUAUGGCUGGCAGUGGUUGUGGUGCCCCUUGCUGUCUCAGUCGCCUGCCUGAACUCUGAUUGUCACAUGGCCACAGCGCUGCCUCUUGGGCCUGGAGCCUCAGGUCUCCUCACUGGGACUGUCACUCUGGAGCUUCGCAGAGCACCCCGCCUCUGGAAGGUGCGGGCCAUGAUGAUAUUCAACACCUUCAACUUGAUCUUGGGUUUCAUCGUGGUGGUGGUCGAGGUGAUGAAGACAGCCUUGGGGCCUGCCCCAACUGCCUCCUCCCAGCAUGCUGGCUUGCUGGUGCUGGAACUCAGUGCUGAGGCCUUCACCCUAGGGGGAGUGCUGGUCUCAGUGCACGCCCUAUUCUUGCUGAGCCAGAGGAAACCAGGAUGCUGCAGGAGCCAGAGUCUGCACUAUCAAGAGCUGCAGGAGGGCUUCUCUGAGUUGGAAGAGGUUCCUGGUUUGGAGAAUGGUCCCACGGUGGCCAGCACAGGAGCAAAUGAGAGGGCGAGACAGCGGGAACAGACACGUGCUGCUCUCCUUCCACCCUGAGAGAAUGCUCUCCAGACAUUCCUGCAUCCCACCCCACCAAACUCAGAAGCUUGCUGGGAUCCUUCGAGUCCAAUAGGAAGUCCGGGAGUGCCUUCAGUUUUCACUCAGAGCAGGCCCUUUUUUCUUUCCUUCCCUGUUAGGAGAAGAUACACCUGGACGAGAAUAUAUCCUCACCUCACCACCCUGAAAAGCUGCUUUCUCCCUUCCAUCCAUAUCCUCUCUUCCUGUCACCUCCCCAUACAGCUUCACAUCUGCCUCAUCGCACUUUUCUUUUCUGUCCACCUUUCAUAAUCCCAUCCACUCCAAAUCCCGGACCCUGCACACGCCAACUCCCUGAAUCCAAUUCAGGAGCGCCCCAGUUCCCCUUUCGAUCCGUCUCCUUUCUGCUGUAGCGGAGACUACAAGUCCCAAGAUGCCCCACUAGCCCGUGACCGGCUAGGAAAUAAAGAGCCUUCUCUCCGCGGUA
Messenger RNA from Pongo pygmaeus (Bornean orangutan), 1120 nucleotides. It is a transcript of the gene TMEM253, whose product is annotated as transmembrane protein 253. The record is from RefSeq and is a predicted model, not a curated record. NCBI's taxonomy places the organism in Eukaryota, Metazoa, Chordata, Mammalia, Primates, Hominidae. Bases 1 to 654 code for a protein of 217 amino acids. The transcript is spliced from 6 exons.